AUGCCCUCGCAGCAGCUCGUUUUGGACAACGGCGCGUACCAGAUCAAGGCCGGGUUUGCGGACCACGGCCUGCCGCUCGCCGUGGACAACACGCUCGCCAAGGCGCGCGACGGCAUCGUCUACAUCGGCAACGAGUACCGGGCACACGCCAACUUGCACCUGGGCAUCAGCUUCAAGCGGCCGCACGACCAGGGCCACUUGACGCUGUGGGAGACACAGAAACCCGUGUGGGACUACACGUUGGACCGGCUCCUGCCGCGCCGCGCGCUCGACCCGCUGGACGUGCGGCUCGUGUUGACGGAGCCGCCGUUCCAGCUCCCGCAGCUCUCCAUGAACACCGACCUCGUGGUGUUCGAGGAGUACGGCUUUGCGGAGUACUACCGCUGCGCCGCGGCGCAGCUCGUGCCGUGGGCCGUGCCGCGCGCGCCGCCGGACUACGCGUUGGUGGUGGACUGCGGCCACGGCGCCACGCACGUGGUGCCCGUGUUGGGCCAGCGCGUGAUGUGGGCGGGCGUGCGCAAGCUCCCGUUCGGCGGGCGCCACGUGACCGGGCUCCUCCGCGAGACGGUGGCGUUCCGCCACUACGACGUGGCGGCCGAGCCGGUGCUCCUCAACACCAUCAAGGAGCAGACGCUGUACGUGGCGGCGGACUUUGGGCAGGCGCUCCGCGCGCGGCUGCGCGCCGCGUGCGAGUUUGUGCUCCCGGACUUCAAGACCACGGCCACGGGCCACGUGCGCGAGCCCGGGCGCCCGCUUGCGCCGGGCGCGCAGACCAUCGUGCUCCGCGACGAGCGCUUCACGGGCCCGGAGGCGUACUUCCGCCCGGAGAUCUUGUUGGACAACUGCGCGUGGUCGCGCAGCGCGGUGCUCCAGAACGCGGGCUUCCGGAACCUCCCGGCGUUGGUGGUGGACGCCAUCAUGGCGUGCCCGGCGCCCGUGCGCCCGAUGCUCCUGGCCAACAUCCACGUGGUGGGCGGCGCCGCCAACUUGCGCAACUUCCGCGCGCGGCUCGCGGCGGACUUGCGCCUGGAGCUCCCGGCGGCCUGGGGCGUGCGCGUGGUGGACCAGGCCCAUGCCUUGGACCACGCGGCCUGGCACGGCGGCUGCGCCUUGGCGCAUUCGGACGUCUUGGACGCCGUCAAGAUCACCAAGCAGGAGUUCUACGAGCACGGCGCCAGCUGGUGCCAGAAGCAGUUUGGCUUCCGCAACUUCGCCGACUCCUAG
Messenger RNA from Metschnikowia bicuspidata var. bicuspidata NRRL YB-4993, 1224 nucleotides. RefSeq lists its product as uncharacterized. The transcript has a single exon. NCBI's taxonomy places the organism in Eukaryota, Fungi, Ascomycota, Pichiomycetes, Serinales, Metschnikowiaceae. The coding region runs from base 1 to 1224 and encodes 407 amino acids. The record is from RefSeq and is a predicted model, not a curated record. Gene Ontology annotation, molecular function: nucleosome binding. Gene Ontology annotation, cellular component: Swr1 complex.